This is a messenger RNA of Megalopta genalis, 1538 nucleotides long. RefSeq names its product dual oxidase maturation factor 1 mol (gene mol). Gene Ontology annotation, biological process: protein transport. Gene Ontology annotation, cellular component: endoplasmic reticulum membrane. The record is from RefSeq and is a predicted model, not a curated record. Lineage: Eukaryota; Metazoa; Arthropoda; Insecta; Hymenoptera; Halictidae.
GGGGACCUUAGUAUCCGUUCUGACUUCCACGGCGACGACGCAGGUGCGUGCUACCAGCCGCCUUUCGUUUCGCAACGAUCGUCCUUGGACGCUGCUAGCUAAGCGUGGCGGUCUCUGAGCUACUUGUACCGCGAAUUCUCCGGUUUGCUGCUGCUUUGCUCCGGAAUCGUUGAAUCGAUCUGGACUCGAUUGUUUUUGUGCAGUGCGCCUUUUUCGUUCCAUCGCGAAGAAUAGUCGGGGAGAGUCCUCUGAUGCGUAGCGGCUUGAAAGGAGAACCGGAACUGGCCGGUUCCUUCAGGGUCUCGACUCCAGAAAUUGUUCGGCGACGAUGAAGGGAUGGUUCGACGCGUUCCGCAUCGACGGCGGGCCGACGUUGUACAGCUACAACAACAGGACACCCGUCACCGGCGACGUACCCCUUGUGAUCGUAUUCGUGAUUUUCGGCACGAUCUUCACCGCGUUCCUAGUCAUUUUCCCUGGGAUUCGUAAGGAGAGAUUGAGCACGUUUCUCACGGUGACCUUGAGCCUCUUCGUCGGUGCCUCGAUACAAGUCGCGCAGUAUGGAUCGUCUUGGCACACCAGCUCGGCAACAGUUGUCAGCACGUACAGUGCUUAUUCCGGACAGAAGACCACCGCCGAGAUCGGCGGCUACAUCGGUUUGAUGCACAUCAACAUCACUUACCGGCUACUACCAAGCAGCGAGCACCCGAUGGAUGACGUGGAGUACAAUGAGAGAUUCUGGUGGAGGAGUACUGGAGAAAUGACCAGCGCUUUCAAGCAAGCGUUAAAUCAGGGCGCUCCGUUUCCCAUAGUUUCUUUGGCUGAAUACUUCAGCCUUCACCAGGAAGGAUUCUCAUGGGGAAGCAAAUACCGCCAGGCUGGUUACUAUGCCUCUCUCAUGCUUUGGACAUCCUUCGCCUCUUGGACCCUGAUGAAUCUGUUACUGGUGGUAGUGCCACGGUACGGCGCUUACGGUAUGAUUUCCACCGGCAUUUGCAUGCUGCUAACCAAUUUAAUAUAUUGGGCAUUGUUGCCAUGCGAGCCGCUCAUAGCUCACGUGGAUGGUUCUAUUCUGGCUUUUAAUUUAGGAUGGAACUAUUGGCUGAUUCUGCUAUCUGGUAUCGGAUGCCUAUUCGUCGGGGCAGUGAUCACUGCGAUAGAUAUGAUAUUUCCUCAUCAAUUCUCCACUAUAUUAGAGGUCGACUACGAUACACCAUACGAUAGGCACGUGAUUAUAGAAGAGAGUUUCGAUACUCGGAACAUCAGAAGACGGUUGCCUAAGAUCGAAGAUUCCUUCGGCGAUCGAAUAAUAAGUCAACUGUCGUCGAAGCUGCAGAGCAGACAUGACGCCAAAGAAGACACUCAGGGUGUAAUAAACCGGGGUUACACUUCGCACGAGUCUUCGGACUUUCAGCACGAAGACACGACCAAGAACAACUGGUCGUAUCCGUUCCCGUCGUCUUCGCGGAGAACGAUCAACGGCUGAUUUCUGUUAAUUGUACUCUUGGACAUUCCGAAAAUAAAGGAUUUUGUUUUUA